This is a messenger RNA of Sphaerodactylus townsendi, 2246 nucleotides long. RefSeq names its product zinc finger protein 568-like. Gene Ontology annotation, molecular function: DNA-binding transcription repressor activity, RNA polymerase II-specific. Gene Ontology annotation, biological process: negative regulation of transcription by RNA polymerase II. The record is from RefSeq and is a predicted model, not a curated record. The transcript has 8 exons. Bases 421 to 1188 code for a protein of 255 amino acids. Lineage: Eukaryota; Metazoa; Chordata; Lepidosauria; Squamata; Sphaerodactylidae.
GGCGCUGCUGGGCUGGCGGGCGAGGAAGCGGUUCUGGCAUCGAGAGCAGGAAGGGAAACCAGCGAGGGGGGGGGGGGUCCCCCCAAGAUCCACGCCAGGUGCCAGAGGGCAAGCCGACAUCCCAGCAGACGUGCCCACAGACCCACCCCCACCCCCGCGGUGAGAUUUUGUCUGUGGGGAACCAAAGCAGAGACCAGGGGCAGGUAGUUUGCCCCAGAGGUGAUGCUUUGGAGAAGGAGCUUCUUGGUUUUUUCUCCACUUUUCCACAUGGUUGUGGGGCAUCAGGGCACCUUCUCUGAUCUCUUGUUUUCCUGCAGAGUUGGAAUCUGCAACUGGGCCUCUUCAACUGGAAUCUGCAACUGAAACUGCACGCACACACGCACGUCCACCCUGCUGCCAAGGCAACAGUGAAAAGACACGAUGCCUUUUCCGCCAUCUCCUGCGCUUGGCGAAAGGAAGAGAGCCACCAUGCAGCCAGCUCAGGAUGGGGUGUCCUUUGAAGAGGUAGCUGUGCUUUUCACCAAGGAGGAACGGGCCCUGCUGCAGCCCACCCAACGGGCGCUGUACAAGGAAGUCAUGCUGGAGAACUUUUGGAAUGUGUCUUCUCUAGGUCCUCUGAUUGCGAAGCCUGAGCUCAUAGCCCAACUAGAAGAGGAAGAAGAGAUGUUUCUCAGGAUCUUCGAUGAAGAGGAGGAACUAGCAGGAGAAGUGGAGUCAGUGAAUGAAAUGGAAGAGCAUUGUGUGAAGGAAAAACAAGAUAAACAUUCAGAUGGAAAGGGCAGCACUGAACAUUGUAAUGCCCUGAAAAAGGAGAACCCAUAUAAUUAUCUGGAGUGUGGCAAAGACUUCAGUGAGAGUGGAAGCCUCACUUCCCAUCAAAGAAUACACACAGGCGAGAAACCAUACAAAUGCCUGCAGUGUGGAAAAAGUUUCAGUCAGAGUGGAAACCUUACUACCCAUCAAAGAAUACACACACAAGAGAAACCAUAUCAAUGCCAGGAGUGUGGAAAAGCCUUCAGUCUCAGUGCAAAUCUUACUUCACAUCAGAGAAUUCACACAGGGGAGAAACCAUACAAAUGCCUCAUGUGUGGAAAGGCCUUCAGUGGCAAGAAAAGUCUUACUUCACAUCGGAGAAUUCACACAGGGAGAAACCAUACAAAUGCCACGAGUGUGGAAAACCUUAAGUAAGAGUGGAAGCCUUACUUCCCAUCAAAGAAUUCAUACAGGGCAGAAACCACAAAUAUUGCAGGAGUGUGAAGUAACCUUCAGGCACAGUGCACUCCUCGCCUUCCAUUAUAGAAUUCACAGAAGGGAAAAAUGAUAUCAUUACCUGGUGUGUGGAAAAAAUUUCAGUGAGAGUAGUCACUAUACUUCUCAUUAGAAAUUCACACAGGGGAGGAACCAUAUCAAUGCCUCAAAUGUAGAAAAGGCUUCUGACACAAGACAAACCUUACUUCCCAUAAAAUAAUUUGUGCAGGGACAUCCCUUCAAAUGUUUUAACAUGACUGUCAUGUCGUCACUCCCUCCCCCCUUAACCUUCUCAUUUCCAGAUUAACCAUACCCAGCUCCCUAAAUCUUUCCUCAUAAGGCAUGGAUUCUAGAUCUUUUACCAUUUUGGUCACCCUCCUCUGGACACAUGCCAAUAUUUUUUGUGCAUUGUGGUUCCCAGAACUGGACACAGUAUUCCAGGUGAGGUCUGACCAAUGCAGAAUAGAGCGGUAGCAUUACUUCCUUGAGAUCCAGCCCAUAGUGUGGAUCAAGGAAGGUAUGGAAGGGUGUUGGCCCUAACUUGGUUUACAGAUGUACUCUGAGGAAAGAGAGUGUUGAUACAAACGGAUGAUAGGACUGCCGUGUUUUACAUAAACAAACACAGGGCCACAGGAUCAAAGCUCCUCAGUGCUGAGGCAGCUGCGCUGUGGCAGUGGGUCAUAGGAAACGGUGAAUAUGCAGGCAGGCAGAAUGUUUUAGUGGAUCGUUGUGAUACCCAUUUUCCAAAACUUGGGUUUUCUGUGGGUAGAGUGAUUUGCUGCCAGGGAAAAUGAAAACGCUCCCCAGUUUUGAGCCCUAGCAGUGAAGGGACCAGGGGUCUCUAAGAGGUGCUUUCCCCCUGUUUCUGCUGAUAGCGAGGGUAUUAGGAAAGACCGAACAGGAAGGCUGAGAAAAGUGGGAUAUAAAUCUAGGUUCUUUUUCAGAUUCAUUCUGCUCAAAUCAGCUUUCUCCUCUUGUCCACGAUGCUGAGGGAAAAU